Venturia canescens is the source of this 1499-nucleotide messenger RNA. RefSeq names its product misexpression suppressor of ras 6 (gene MESR6). Lineage: Eukaryota; Metazoa; Arthropoda; Insecta; Hymenoptera; Ichneumonidae. The record is from RefSeq and is a predicted model, not a curated record. The transcript is spliced from 8 exons. The coding region runs from base 273 to 1424 and encodes 383 amino acids.
CGUUGAUCGUCCCACCAGUCGUUGACCAAGUAUUUCCGCGCGAAGUAGUCUAGUUUUUCGUCUCGUGAUUUUUUCCUCGUUCGCAAAUCGAUUUGUUUCGCGAAAUUCCCCGCCUCACGUUUCGGUAAACCAGACGUAUUUUUUUUCAGUACUCGCGUGUUUCCCCCACUCUUUGUUUUCUUUCGUACGCGGUUUACGAGCGCGCGCCGUUUCAAUAAGUUUGUUUUUUUUACUCGCGAGUGUACUCGAUCGAUCCACGUGUAAUCGUCGACAUGUCCGUGUGUCCAAAAUAUUACAAGAAAACGCCGAUCUACGUUGUGGAAGAUCACAACGAGGCCCUGCCGUUCAUUUAUCGGUCUGUCGGCUCGAAACAUCUCCCGUUUGAAGGCAAUACGUUUAUCCAUCUGGAUUCACAUCCGGAUAUGCUUGUGCCUAAAAAUAUGGCGGCUGAUACUGUUUGGGAUAAAAAUCAGCUGUUCAGUGAAAUCAGCAUCGAAAAUUGGAUUUUACCGGCGGCUUAUGCGGGUCACUUGAAACACUUGAUUUGGGUGAAACCACCGUGGGCUAAUCAAAUGGCUGAUGGAUUGACCAAGUUCUACAUCGGGAAGCACAAGGAGACCGGAUUUAUAAGAGUAACUUCAACCGAGCCGUACUUCGUUAGUGAAGCUCUUUAUGCCCUCCCCGAAGAACUGGAAAACACUCGCGAAAUUACCCUCCAUGUAUUAACUUUGGGUAGCUUCAUCGAGGAUGCAACAAAGAGGGAUGAUUUUAGCACUGUGAGCUCUGUUCUGCGUCAAUAUCUACCGGAAAAGGACACUCCGUACAUUCUCGAUGUCGAUCUCGAUUUCUUCAGCACCAGAAAUCCGUUCAAGACCCUCUACGAAAGAGCCAAUCUUUAUGAAAGACUCGCAACUCUGUACUCGUUCCAAAGACCUGAAACAACUGAUCCUGAGAUUCUCAAGGAAGCAGUCACUGCCAGAAACGAACAGCUCGACGAGCUCGAAGCUAUUUUCCAACAUUUGCAAGAACAUCGGAAUCUGCGAGGAUACGAAAACAUCUCGUCUCAUCGAUUCGAAGCGGUCGAACGCAUCUAUCACGAAGUAACGAAGGUUUAUGCGGACUCGGAAAUCGAUUGGACGUACGUCCACGACGCAGGCUGCACUCGAGACGACACCGAUCUUCCUCACCACGUGACCAGUCAAAACGAUCUCAAUCGCUUGAUCACCGGAACUUUCCGAGUUUUUCUAGCUUCUCUUCCAGCUCCGCCGACCAUCGUUACGAUUGCUCGAUCCAGCGAGGAUGACUAUUGCCCACCCGAAGACGUUGAUCAAAUCCAGGCAGGAGUACUCGACGAACUUGGACAACGACUUGGAUCCGAGAUUGACGUCAAGCUCGCUUAUCUCGAGGAAAAAGAAGUUUUGUAAUUUCAAUGUUGUUCGUCAUUUUUUAUAAUCACCGCAGAAUAACAUGAGGUCGAAUAAAUAAAGCUUUGCAUGCAA